This is a messenger RNA of Rotaria sp. Silwood1, 2307 nucleotides long. NCBI's taxonomy places the organism in Eukaryota, Metazoa, Rotifera, Eurotatoria, Philodinida, Philodinidae. The record is from the annotation of a GenBank genome assembly.
AUGUCACGAAAAACUUCAAGACGAUCUGGUGGUGUACAAUUAGAAGAAACAGCAGCUGCAUCACAAGGAAUGGAAGUUGGCGAUAGUCUUUGUUCUCAAAGACAAAUUUCUGAUGUAUGCGAAGCAGCAGGUCUUUCUGAUCAAGGUAUAAGUAAAACAAGUGGAAAUGAUAAUGUUUCUGUACAACAACAAGGUGGUGAAGCUAUAAAUGAAGAAGGAACAGGUACAGGUGAUGAACAACCUGAAGGACAAUUAUCAUCAUCAUCAAAUACAACAAUGACAAGUGUAGCCAAAGCCAUUCCAACUAAUGAAGCGGAUAUGUUAUGUACAACAAUUGAGAAUGUUUCUCAUGUUCGAUUUGAAUGGACUGUUGAAGAUUUUUAUCCACAAAUGUAUGAAUGUGGAGAUAUGAUUCAAAGUGAAGAAUUUCCACCAUAUGAUUUACAAAAAGAAUUUUGGACACUUCGUCUUUAUCCCAAAGGUCAUCAACGUUUAUCAAAAGAACAACAAAAUCAACCAUCAGCAGGUGGUGCAUCAUCAACUGAUGAUGAUUCAACAAUACAAUUUUAUUUAACAUUAUGUCCAUCACAUGUUGCAUCUCAACAUCCAUCUAAUGUAUCUGCAUCAGCAUCCAAUGGUGCUGGUUCAACUAAUCCAAAUCAUAUAGCAUCAUCAUUAAUGAAUACAUCAUCACGUCAACUUCAAGUUUACUUUCGGGCUCUUAUUAAUUUUUCAAAUCCACAAGGUCGUAUAUUUCAUACUGAAACUGUUCAUGAUUGUGGUGGUAAUAUAACUGAUGAAUUAAUUAUAAUGAAAAUGUCACGUGCUACAUGUGAACAAUUAUAUAAAGAUUCAAAAGAUCAUUUAAUCAUUAGUAUUGAAUUAAUGUCAAUUGAUGAUUUAGCUAAACGUAGUAUGAAAACAAGUACAUCAAAAAUAGUUGAAGGUUCAUCACGUGUUGUAUCAAAAGUUAUGAAAAUGAAAUUACGUUGGAAAAUAGAAAAAUUUUCAACAUUAGUUAAUGAAUCACCAAAUAAUAGUUUUAUUGAGUCAUGUGAAUUUACAUUUAAUAAACAACGACCUGGUAAUACAACAAAUAUACAAACAGCUGCACCUGAACAAAUCGAAGAUGAUGAACAAUUAACAAAUGGUUCAAAUAUAAAUGAAAAUAAAACACCAGUAACAACACCACCACAAAAUGACAUUCCACCACAUCAAUGGUCACUUAUACUUUAUCCAAGUGGUAAAACAGAACGUUUUAAAGAAUCAUUAUCUGUCUUUUUGGAACAUACAUUUGGUCCAAGUGUUCGUGUUGUUAUACGUUUUUCAUUAAUUGAUGCACGUGGACGUCGUGUUAAUACAAAACAAUUACCAUCACAUGUAUUAGCACCUGGUGAACGUUGGGGUGUUGGUGAUUUUAUUAAACAUUCAACAUUAUUACAAGCACAACAACAAUUAUUUCCUGGCAAUGAACUUCGUUUAUAUUGUCAAAUUAAAAUUCUUGAACGACAAUCUAUUGAUGAACGUAAAUAUAUAUCACGACCAUUAGUUGCAUUACCACGUACAAAUAUAAAUAAAUCAAAUGCAACAGCAUCGAUUAGUGAUGAUCCAGCAACAUAUUGGCCAACAUUAUUUUAUACAGCAUAUUUAGAAAAACGUAUGUGUGAUAUGUAUUUACGAUGUGGUAAUGAAUUACAUAGUGUUCAUAAACUUAUACUUGGUCUUCGUUCAAAUGUACUUGCAAGAAUGAUUAAAGAAAAAGAAACAACAACAGUUCAUCCAACAGCUGUUAGUCCACCGGCAAAACCAACUCGUCAUGGUAAACGAGGAACAGCUUCAGCAGCUAAUACAACGAGUGAAAGUAUGGAAACUGAAACACAAGCAACUAGUGGAGGUGAAGAUCCAUCACUUCUUAUAAUUGAUAUUAAUGAUAUUGAUCGUAAAACAAUUCUCUAUUUUCUUGAAUAUGUUUAUACGGGUGGAAUUAAAAAAUUAGCUGUACCAGGUGCUGUUAUAUCACAUACACUUGUUAUUGAUUUAUUAACAAUUGCUGCUAAUUAUGAAAUGCCUGAUUUAAAAACUUAUGCGGAAUAUUAUCUUAAAGAUAUUAUCCGUGUUGAUAAUGCUUGUGAGUUACUUAUGUUAAGUGAUAAUAUGAAAUCUGAAAUGUUAAAACAAACAACAUGUGAUUAUAUUGCUAAUAAUUUAGGCAAUGUUAUGGAAACAACAGGUUGGACUGAACUUAAGGCAAAACAACCGGAUUUAAUUGAUACUAUUCUUAAAUCAUGUUUACUUUUACGUAAAUAA